GAAGCUCCAGCCUCUGCGGCGAGCGAGCUGUCAGCUCUGCCAGCGUGGGCCUUUAAACCCUCUUUCUCGGGGAUAAUCCAGCCUGUGGAACACUGAAUCUCAUGUUUAUGUUUCUGUCUGCGUACUUGUGGGUUUAACGAUAACAGGACCGAGCGAUGUCUGCGCCGGGUUUCACAAACCUGAACAGCUACAGCCAGAACUCGACGCCGAAUGGCGGAGCUGCGCCUUCCUAUAAAAACGGUCCAACACAGACCUACACAUCCAUGUAUCCAGCGACGGCAUACUAUGGCGCUCCACCUCCUCAACAGCACUACACUACUGUUUCCGGUCAUCACACUCCUGUUUCCAGCAAGCCGGUCAUAACGAACAGUAUGAACUAUUAUCAGAACAACAUUCCACAGCAGCACCUCCCUCAACAUCAUGCAGCUCCCUCAUCAUACAGUACGCCCCAAAGCUCUGUGCCACCUCCUCAGCCAUAUGCCACAGCCCCUGCCGCCCUCCAUCCACCAUCAGAUGUCAAAUACAGUCAACAUUCAUUCCAGCAGCAGCAUCAUCAUCCACCCUACAACACGCCAGGAAACUACUAUAAUCAGCAAUCAUUUCAGCCUCUGCAGCCCCAGGCGCAUCCCACUUUGGUUCCUGCUUCUGCUAGCAACAGUGGUACUCCCAUUUACCCCAUUGUUUCAUAUCCAUCUCUACCAGGAAGUAGCCAAUAUGGCACUUUGAGUUCAUCCCAGAACAGUUCCACAUCCAGAGUCAUGCCCAGUUUAAUUGCUGCACCUUUACAUCAGUACAGCUCCUCUCAGCCAUCCUCUACAACAGCAGUACAGCCUGGUUACAGUGUGGCUCCUCCCAGUCAACUGACACCAACUGUCAAUGGUCAAGGAAGCACAGCUGCAGGCCAAACCACAGCACACCAACAGUAUAACCAAAGCCACCAGACGUCUUUGAACUAUGGUUCGUAUAGCAGUAAAAGCCCUGAAGGAGAUCAACCACCCUCAGUGACCUCCUCUGCCUCAGUCCAUUCCUCUCCAGGCCUCCAUCACGGCAUGCAGUAUGGAUAUGUUGGUAAUAGUGGAGCUAGCUCUGCCGCCACUUCUGGCCCAGCCGCAGCCCCCUCGUCAUCCGGCUCUGAUGAGGAGGAGGAGGAAGACGAGGAGGAGGAUGAGGAAGCAGGUGGUGAGACGUCUUCUUCCACCACCGGAAGUGCCUCUCCGGUGCCCAACAGCUAUGACUGCCUGGAAGGUGGAAACUAUCCGGGUUUAGAUUGUUUGCCUCCUUCCAAUGACAUGACCAACCAGGCCUCGCCUUAUGGUAACUAUGGUUACCAAACCAUGCAGCCAGCCUGUCGGGCGGGACCAACAUCCCACACGAACCCCUCACCCUCCCAUAACAUGUAUGGGCAGCCAAACUACCAGCAGUACUCCCAGCCAUUCCCAAACCUCUCCCAGCUAUCUGCGGCCCUGGGUGGCCUGGGCGGGCUUCCAGAGAUGGAAGUGGAUGCCCUGAGGCCGGUCAACCUGCUGCAGGAGAAGAACUUGUUGCCCCCAAGGCCCCUGGAGGCGCCUGAACCAAACCUCAGCCCUGAAUUAAAGAAGGUCAACUGCAGUCCACAGACUUUCAGGUGCACUCUGACCAGCAUCCCCCAGACCCAGGCACUCCUGAACAAGGCCAGGCUCCCUCUGGGUCUCCUCCUGCACCCCUUCAGAGACCUGCAGCAGUUACCGGUGAUCACAUCAAACACAAUAGUGCGCUGUCGCUCUUGUCGUACUUACAUCAACCCAUUUGUCACCUUCCUCGACCAGCGUAGAUGGAAGUGUAACCUCUGUUACCGGGUCAAUGAUGUUCCAGAUGAAUUUAUGUACAACCCGGUGACCAGGUCGUACGGUGAGCCCCACAAGAGACCUGAAGUCCAAAACUCCACCGUGGAGUUCAUUGCUUCUUCAGACUACAUGUUACGACCCCCUCAGCCAGCGGCUUACCUUUUUGUGCUCGACGUGUCUCACAAUGCGGUGGAAGCUGGUUAUUUUAGGUAUUUCUGCGAGUUGUUGCUGGACAACCUGGAUAGGUUGCCCGGCGAUACACGCACGAGAGUAGGCUUCCUCACCUUCGACAGCACCAUCCAUUUCUACAAGCUGCAGGAGGGACUCUCUCAACCGCAGAUGCUGGUGGUGUCGGACAUCGACGAUAUUUUCAUACCUUCUCAUGACAGUUUGAUGGUCAACCUGAAGGAAAGCAAAGAGCUGGUGAAGGACCUGCUGACGUCCUUACCGACUAUGUUCAGUCAGAACAGGGAGACCCACAGUGCUCUCGGUCCGGCGUUACAGGCGGCCUUCAAGCUCAUGUCACCUACCGGGGGGCGUGUCUCAGUGUUCCAGACUCAGCUGCCUACCCUGGGUGCUGGUCUGCUGCAGUCAAGGGAAGACCCCAACCAACGGUCGAGCACUAAGGGAGUGCAGCAUUUGGGCCCAGCCACAGACUUCUACAAGAAACUUGCACUGGACUGCUCAGGACAACAGAUCGGGGUGGAUCUCUUCCUGCUCAGUUCCCAGUAUGCUGACCUUGCCUCACUAGCAUGUAUAUCCAAGUAUUCAGCUGGUAGCAUCUUUUAUUAUCCCUCCUUCCAUCACAUCCACAACCCGGCCCAGCUGGAGAAGUUCCAGAAGGAUCUAGAGCGCUACCUCACCAGGAAGAUUGGCUUUGAGGCGGUCAUGAGAAUACGAUGCACUAAAGGUUUGUCCAUCCACACGUUCCACGGUAACUUCUUUGUGCGUUCUACCGACCUGCUGUCCCUGGCCAAUGUGAACCCAGACUCUGCCUUCGCUGUCCAGAUGUCAAUUGAAGACUCGCUGGCAGACUCCUCUCUGGCCUGCUUCCAGGCUGCUCUGCUCUACACCUCCAGUAAAGGAAAGCGGCGUAUCCGAGUUCACACGCUCUGUCUGCCGGUGGUCAGCCAGCUGAGUGAUGUGUACGCUGGAGCUGAUGUUCAGGCUAUCACCUGUCUGUUGGCCAACAUGGCCAUUGACAGGUCGAUAUCGUCCAGCCUGUCGGAUGCUCGGGAUGCCCUGGUGAACGCAGUGGUGGAUUUGGUGAGCGCCUACAAGAGCAGUGUGUCGAACCUGCAGCAGUCCGGCCUCGUUGUUCCUGCUGCUUUGCACCUCUUUGCCCUCUACAUUCUCGCUCUGCUGAAACAGAAAGCACUGAGGACCGGCACCAGCACGCGGCUGGAUGAGCGCGUCUUUGCCAUGUGCGAGUUCAAGACGCAGCCGCUGCAGCAGCUGAUGCGGAUGGUUCAUCCUGACCUGUACCAACUGGACAACAUGUCUGACCAGGGGGCGCUCCAUCUAAACGAUGCAGUGGUUUCUCAGCCUCAUCUGCUCCACCUGUCUGCUGAGUGGCUGAGUCGAGACGGUGCUUUCCUCAUGGACUGUGGAAAUGCUUUCUACCUAUGGAUCAGUAAAUGCUGCAGCGAUUUGUUCAUCCGAGAUGUCCUGGGCUGUCCAGACUACACUUCAGUUCCACCGAACAUGACUGUGGUUCCUGAGCUGAGCACUCCUCUGUCUGAGCGGGUACGAGCAUUCAUCGACUGGCUGCAGGAGAACAGAGCCUUCAGCUCCACUCUCCACGUUAUCAAAGAUGAUUCCUCGCUGAGGACUACUUUCCUCCAGCACCUGGUGGAGGAUCGGUCUGAGUCGGCUUCUUCGUACCAUGAAUUCCUGCAGCACAUCCAGCAGCAAAUGACCAAGUAGGCUACCGCCACACCAAGACAAACGUCACAAAGCUCAAAACGGACCGAAGGAUCUCGCCGUUGUACAAUGACGAGCAGCGUUAACUGAUGACCGCUCAUUCAGUCUCUAGCACACCAGUGGGCAACACCCCCCUUCAUACAAAUGAUCACAUUAAAACAAACCCCGCCCUUUUUGUUGACUGGUCAGUAAUGAUUUGCCCAGCAGAUGAGUGUCCUGUAGAAAAAGACUGAAAAGCUGUAGAUGGGAAUGAUGAAGAGAUGUGAGGGAACGGGAACAAAUUUUUGAUUCCUACAAGAUGGGAAUGAUGAAGAGAUGUGAGGGAACGGGAACAAAUUUUUGAUUCCUACAAUCGGCACGUUCUCACUGACUGUGGAAUCCUUCGCUCGUGAGAAAUGAAGCCAAGAUGAUGCUACUAUUUUUUUUUUUUUUUUUUUUUUUUUUUUUUUUUUUUGAGCCUCACAUGUAGCUCAUGAUUUUUUUUAUUAUAAAUAUUUAUUCACUUCAUUACCAUUUUUUUUUAAGAUUUUUGAAAACACUGGAAAACAAACUUUUUUUUUUUUUUUGCUCUAACAAUGCUUUAAAAAAUGUUGUUUUGUUCACCGCUGCUCUGAGAACAGAUGAUGACGAGGACAGUUAAAACCCUUUGUUGAUUCUCUAUCAUUUCAAGCUCCGUAUUUUAUUUUCCCCAGAUGCUAACUGAAGUUAUUUUCCACUUUGUAAUUAGUGAAAAGAAUCUUUUAUGUGCGAUAAUUUAUGAACAGGCUUAAUAAAUAAUUUAAAAACA
This is a messenger RNA of Thalassophryne amazonica, 4533 nucleotides long. It is a transcript of the gene sec24b, whose product is annotated as SEC24 homolog B, COPII coat complex component. The record is from RefSeq and is a predicted model, not a curated record. Gene Ontology annotation, molecular function: SNARE binding; zinc ion binding. The coding region runs from base 156 to 3749 and encodes 1197 amino acids. Gene Ontology annotation, cellular component: COPII vesicle coat; endoplasmic reticulum exit site. Lineage: Eukaryota; Metazoa; Chordata; Actinopteri; Batrachoidiformes; Batrachoididae. Gene Ontology annotation, biological process: COPII-coated vesicle cargo loading; intracellular protein transport; endoplasmic reticulum to Golgi vesicle-mediated transport. The transcript is spliced from 24 exons.